Molecule: messenger RNA, 1308 nt
Organism: Trichomonas vaginalis G3
Lineage: Eukaryota; Parabasalia; Trichomonadida; Trichomonadidae
Exons: 1
Coding region: 1-1308 (435 amino acids)
Source: RefSeq, a predicted model, not a curated record
AUGAUACCAAUUUCGCGUGAUAAUGACACUAUCUUGAGGGAUAGGGGUCUUUCACGCGGAAAGAGGAAUAGAUCUCAAGAUGGUUCAUAUAUUACAUGCGAAAAACGUGCGGAAUUGUUGAAAGAAAAAGGUUUUCAGCCAGAAUUUUUUGUAAAUUUUAUUCCUAUUGCUUCUCCUUCCAAUUGGAGAAAGGAUCUUACAAAAGUAACGAAAGAUUCCGUUAAAUCAACAAUAAAUAAACUCGAAACUAUAAAGAAAAAAGUUCAACAAUUGCUAUUAGAUUCCCAAAACAAAGUUACCGAACUUUUAACAGAAGAUAAUGCUAUAAAAACAAGAAUUCUUACUUAUAAAGGACGUGGAUUAAACGAAAAUCGAAAAAUGUUUUAUUUAAUUUCUUAUCUAUCAUUAUUACGCACAAAAAAGGAGUACCUCAUAAUUAGCGAGUCAGAUGCUAUUACAAAACACAUAAAUGCAAUGAUAAACAUCUUAAAUCGGCCAAUUCAUUACGAAAAUAUCAUAGUAUCCGUUGAUAUUGAAGGAUACCUAGCCGCAAGAGUUGGUUUAGGUCCAAAAAUUAAACGAAUUGUUGCUAAAAUUAAGCAUUUAGAGUCUUACAUCAAAUGGCCUUCAUUUACACCUCUUCCUACUGAAAUAGGAGAUCAACUAAUAUACCCUACGGCAGAGACAUACUCGAUGUUCAAGAAUAUGGCAUCAAAUGCGAAUACAAAAUCAAUAGAAAAAAUAUUCGAAGAAUUUCAUGCAAUGACAGACGACAACGAAGAGUUUAUGAUACUAUUAGACCAUUCAUUCGAUUUCGGUUGGCAAAAAGCUGAUUUUCCCUACCUUUGUCUUCAACCAAGUAAAAUCGGACUUUUUUUACGCGUAACACCACGAGCAUUGAACGUAGACUUCAUUCCAGAGCAGUUCAUGGAUGUACCUGUCAACAAUCUGCAAGGAAAACAGUGGCCGUACAAAACUGUCGUUGAUAUUAUCAUUUCUAUUCUUUUUGAGCUGAAUCCAGUGAGAAUGGCGCGAAUUUUCAACAGUUCCCUUGAAGAGAUUUCGAUAUGCAUCGACAGAUUGUAUCCAGAACACUCUGAUAUUGAUUUUGACACCGUUUUUUCAUUUGCAGUUUUGUCAGUUAUGGCUUCAGGAAUUUUGGCCGAAGAAAAAGUUCUUGCGUACAUUUCUCAGGUUUCUCUGCUUGAUAUUAGUGAUUCAUUGACGCAAGUUGGUGCUACUUAUGCAGCAACAGCUUUGAAUCACAUUCUGUCACUUGAUGAAGAAGAACUUACUAAUAUUAGCUAA